UGUCACCUUCGACACUGCCAAAAUAAAUAAAUUCGUUUUUUUCCGUUCUCAAAACUCCUUUUUCCAUAGAUUCAUCAUUUGUGCUUUACCUGCUAGCAAAUUCUCGAGUUAUAGUCUCGCGCUCAUCAAAAACGACACUAAUAUUUCAAUUUCUAAUCUAUUACUUUUUUGUAAUAAACAAACAAGGAAGCCAAAACUUUGCUAUCGCUAUUAAGCUAAAAUGCUGUCAUCACUGAUAAAAGAACAUCAAGCUAAACAAUCAGCUAAAAGAGUUGUACAAGAGCAAAAACGUAAAGAAUGCAUUGUUGCUGCAAAUGAUUUGACCCAAGCUCUUGUAGAUCACUUAAAUGUUGGAGUGGCCCAGGCAUAUUUGAAUCAAAAGAAAUUGGAUGCUGAAGCAAAAUUACUUCACCAGGGAGCUAUAAACUUUUCAAAACAAACACAACAAUGGCUGGCACUAGUUGAAAAUUUCAGUAGUGCGUUAAAAGAGAUAGGUGAUGUUGAGAAUUGGGCCAGAAGCAUUGAAAAUGAGAUGAAAAUUAUCACAGAUACUUUAGAAAGAGCAUAUGAAACUGCUCAAGAAAACCCUAGCAGUAGUCAAUAAAGUUUUUAUAAGUAAUAAUCUCUAAUAAUAUUAAAAUAUAAACAAUU
Molecule: messenger RNA, 651 nt
Organism: Pararge aegeria (speckled wood butterfly)
Lineage: Eukaryota; Metazoa; Arthropoda; Insecta; Lepidoptera; Nymphalidae
Gene: Blos1
Product: biogenesis of lysosome-related organelles complex 1 subunit 1
Exons: 3
Coding region: 221-604 (127 amino acids)
Biological process (GO): endosomal transport
Cellular component (GO): BLOC-1 complex
Source: RefSeq, a predicted model, not a curated record